AUGGUCGCCGGUGCGCAGGACGUAGGUGCACGGACCAGUACCCCCACCCCGCUGGCGUGCAGCGUACCACUCACGGAGCUGCUGAGGGGACAGGGUCUCCCGGCUGCGCUGCUGCUACUGGCGUUGACCACCACCGGAGCCACUCCUCUGCGAAGAGCCACGACCUCCUCCUCCUCCUCCCCUGCCACCGCCUCCUCCACCUCCGCCACCUCCACCACCUCCGCUCCCACCGCCACCGCCGCCGCCGCCUCCGCCUCCACUGCCGCCGCCGACACCUCCACCCCCGCCACCACUCCCACCACCACCCCCACCCCCUCCACUGCCUCCACCGCCGCCUCCACCGCCUCCGCUAGCUCCUCCAGCGCCCCUGCCCCCCUUGCCCUUGUCAGAGCGACGCUUCCCACUAGGGGUAGACGCCGCAUCGACCGACUCCAGACCAACGAGGGCGGCUCGGCGGCUCGGCUGCUCGGCGGCUCGGCUCCUGGGCGGCUCGGCGGCUCGGCUGCUGGGCGGCUCGGCGGCUCGGCUGCUGGGCGGCUCGGCGGCUCGGCUGCUCGGCGGCUCGGCGGCUCGGCUGCUGGGCGGCUCGGCGGCUCGGCGGCUCGGCUGCUGGGCGGCUCGGCGGCUCGGCUGCUGGGCGGCUCGGCUGCUGGGCAGCUCGGCUUGUGGGUGGCUCGGCUGCUGGGCGGCUCGGCGGCUGGGCGGCUCGGUUGCUGGGCAGCUUGGCUGCUGGGCGGCUCGGCGGGGCCGCUGAGAGGGUAG
This is a messenger RNA of Closterium sp. NIES-65, 762 nucleotides long. The record is from the annotation of a GenBank genome assembly. NCBI's taxonomy places the organism in Eukaryota, Viridiplantae, Streptophyta, Zygnematophyceae, Desmidiales, Closteriaceae.